Messenger RNA from Raphanus sativus (radish), 709 nucleotides. RefSeq lists its product as uncharacterized. The transcript has 4 exons. NCBI's taxonomy places the organism in Eukaryota, Viridiplantae, Streptophyta, Magnoliopsida, Brassicales, Brassicaceae. Gene Ontology annotation, molecular function: glutathione peroxidase activity; glutathione transferase activity. The record is from RefSeq and is a predicted model, not a curated record. Gene Ontology annotation, cellular component: endoplasmic reticulum; membrane; nuclear envelope. Bases 79 to 516 code for a protein of 145 amino acids.
UUUCUUAUUUUCUUCUUCCACAAUCGAUUUCCACUUUCUCAUCAGAAAAGUAAGAAAAAAACAGAGAAGGUAGCAUCAAUGGGGAUUGGCGAUGUUCUUCCAAAAGAGUACGGAUACGUGGUCAUCGUAGUCGUCCUCUACUGUGUACUAAAUUUCUGGAUGGCAAUCCAAGUAGGCGGAGCUCGCAAGAGGUACAAAAUUCCUUACCCAACACUAUACGCAACUGAGUCCGAAAACAAAGAUGCUAAACUCUUCAACUGUGUUCAGAGAGGCCACCAGAACUCGCUAGAGAUGAUGCCAAUGUACUUCUUACUCAUGAUCCUUGGUGGGAUGAAGCAUCCUUGCAUCUCUACAGCCCUUGGCUUGCUCUACAAUGUUAGCAGAUUCUUCUACUUCAAAGGCUAUUCCACUGGUGAUCCUAUCAACCGCCUCACCAUCGGGAAAUAUGGCUUCUUGGCAAUGCUAGGUCUUGCCGUCUGCACAAUCUCCUUUGCCAUUACACUGCUUCGCUCCUGAUCUUAACGGUCUUUUCUUUGUUAGUUUAAAUGCUUUUGGUUGUUGCUAUACUCUUUUGGUUUCUUACAAGUUUUGUAACAUUGUGAUUACUUUCCCAGAGUCUAAAUGCUCAGUUUUUCUUAGUUGUAAAAUAAAGCCAACUUUCUGGUCAACAGGUGAACAAAAAAUAUUGAUUAAUGGCUCACUUAACAAA